AUGGGAGAAUGUCCUUUAUGUGGUGAAUCUACAAACAAAUCAAAUACAAGACUGAUACAGGAGUCCUGUGGUCAUUCAAAAUGCAGAUUAUGUUUGAUUAAUGAAGAUAAUGGCUGCAGUAUUUGCGAGGGCAGUAAUGGAGAUAUCUCAUGCACGAUUGAAUCUAUAGGCAAUUUUGAUUAUCGCCUUCCUGCCACAACAAUAUCAAAUUAUAAGGAACUCCAUUCAACACCUCGUAAACUUGAUUUCAACAAAAUUCCAGAUGAUUUCAUAGACUGCUCACUUGAUGUAGGAAAAUUGCCAAUAGAUAAUAGCAUUAAUCAGAACUUAGGAAACGUUGCAGCCAAUAUUCUGGGACCUGAAAAAGUUGACAUUGGUACAGAGACUGAAAGCAUUCUCACAGAAAAAGACAUACAAUCACAAACUAUUCAAGAAAAUACUCAUUCAUCUCUCUCACAAGUAAUACAAACUCCCAUGGAACCAGUUACAAAAGUACCGGAAGUAUUUGCAAAUACAAUUAAUAAUAAUAAUCAGCCACAUCAAGAAACACCUGUUGUACAAAACACUAAUUUCAUACCAGUGACCCAGAGAGCAGAUGGCAGGCAAUUUAUUACAAUAGCUUUCAUUGCCAACAAUUCACCAAAUAAAAAUCAGCAGGUAGUCACUCCACUGCUCAAUCAGUGUCUUCCUGCAUUAGCAAAUGUGGCUGCAGUACAACGACCAGGUGUGAAUCAAUGUAUUCCUGUGCUAGGAAAUAUCAAUGCAUUGCAAAAUGGAAAUCAGUUUAUAAUCAGAAAUCCAAACAUUGUGCAAAAUCUUGUGGCAAAUCAAUCAGUGCCCGUCAUGGGAAACUUAAAUACUAUGCAAAAUUUACCAGCAAAUCAACCAUUAUCUAUAGUGGCAAAUUUAAAUACAGUUAAGAAUCUUAUAGGAAAUCAACCUUUGCCUCCACUAACAAGUAUCAAUUCUUUGCAAUCUUCAACCAAAAGUCAAUCUUUCCCUACAACAGGAAGUCAAAAUGUAGUUCAUAAAGUAGUUGGGUAUCAGUCUUGUCAAGUGACACAAACUGUUCCCAGAGAAAUAGAGGAACAAUCUGCUCCAAUUGAAGAAAAGGCUAAUACAGCGCGAAAACAAACAAGAACCAGGGGCCUUCCUAGAAUUAAAAAUGUAAAAAAUGUAAAUAUAGUGCAAAAGUCAGCAACAAACCAAAGUGAUACAGUAAAUAGUCAAAUAGAUAAGAACCCAGUGCAACUUGGAAGAGGUAAAAAACGACGUAAGGAACUACCAGUUUAUUUAAUUUCAAGUAAGUUAAACGAACAAAAGAAUAAUAAAAAAAGUUCUCCAAUUAAAAGUCCUCAAGUUAUUGGUUGCACGAGUCCGGAUUUUAAAUUAGAGGAUUAUAUACUAUUUAAUAAUAAGCCACACAAAGCAAGUAAUGCAAGAAAUUCAGAAAUUCAAACGGAAAAAGUUAAUGAUACUCAAUCAAUCAACAAGCCAUCAGAAUCUGUGAUAAAUGAAAAUUCCAUUGUUAGUGAUCAAUUUAACUGUACUGUAUUAGAUGAAAACUCUACAGAAAACAAAGUUGAUGAAUCUGAACAAGAAAACAAAGUUUCAAAUAAUAAGACAUAUAAUGAAAAGAAUACUACAGAUAUUAGUAUAGAAACUGAUGAAUGCAAAGAACAUCAAGAUUUGAGUGUUAUAUUUAACAUUAGAGAUGAAAACAAACAGACAGUGGAUGAAACAAUUGACAAUGAAAAAGAAAAAAUUAAUAUUCCUAAUGGAGAAGCAAGUAACAAAGAGGAAUAUCAAAAUUUAGAUGUAUUAUUUGACAUUAUAGAAAAAGAGAGUAAAAAAUUAAAUGGUGCAAUGUUUGAUAAAGAAGAUAAAUCAGAUUUUGGUGAAGGCUUUGAUUAUGAAGCAAAUCAGAAAUUACAUAAUGAAGUGGACAAUGGAAAGGAUGACGAUAAUAUGUUGAAUCAGGAAGCCAAUAUGGAACCAGGAAAAGAUCAAAUUUUGAAUAAUGGAAUUGCCGAUGAACAAAAUGAAGAUCAAUAUUUGAAUGGGGACAUAGAUAACCAAAAUAAAAAAAUUGAAAAUUUGAAUGAAGAAAUUGUUUGUAAUAAAGAAGAAAGUAGAAAUUUGUAUGAAAUUACCUAUGAUCAAGAACAGAAUUUGAUUGAAGAACUUCCCAUUCAAAAUAGAGUAACAGAACUUUUAGAUGGAAAAACUGGUUGUAAAGAAGAAAAGCAUCUUAUUUUUAAUACAAACAUAAAAGAUCACAAAGAAGAAAAUAAAUUUUUUGGUAAUAUUCUGGAUGGUACACUUAUAAAUGACGAAGUUGACAGUCAGGAUGAAAUUCAGAGUUUAAAUAAGAAGAUUAUUGUUGGUCUUGAAAAUAAAAGCGGAAAUCAAGAAAAUGAAGAUGUUUCCCCUAAAGAAGAAAAUAAUAAGCAUUCUGACGAGGAAAUUAUGUCAGAAGAAGAUGAUAAUUAUAUACAAAAUAGAAUAAAUAAUGAAAAAGAUAAUGAUCAAUACAUGAAUGAAAAGAUUGAUGACGAAGAAAAAACUAAUCACAUACAUUAUGAAGACAUAAGUGAUGAUGAAACAGGCAGUGGAGAAUCGCCUAGUGAAAAUCAAGAACUUAAAAUUCCAAAUGUAGAAAAUAAUGAUGAAAAAGAUGACAAUGAACACUUAAAUAAAAAAACCGUAGAAGAAGAAAGUAUAAUUUUAAACAGAGAAACUGUUGAACAAGAUGAUGAAAGAAACCAAAGUUUGAUAGAAACACAUGAAAAAGAAAAUAUAAGUGCGACUUUAUAUAUUAACAAAGAUUUACCGGCUUCCGAAGCAAAUGACUUUUGUAAUAGUAAACUCGAACAAACAUAUAAGCCCGAAAUCUUACAUAAAAAGGAGCAAUCGCUUGAAAAAGACAGUCAUAUUUUGAAUAUUGAAGGUGAUAGAAAUGAAGAAAAUGACAAUUUAGCAUUUGAAGUACAUACCGAUAAAGAGGAGAUAACGCUUGAGAAUGUCCAUUCGAACUUGUCACUUACUGAGAUGGAAAAAUCAGAAGAUGAAAAUCUAAAUACUGUAGCUGAAGAUACUCAAUAUAUUGGUAUCAACGAACGAAGAGAAAGAAAGAAAAAAGUAUUUAGUGAUUAUGAAAUUAAUGGCAAGCUCGAAUCAUCAGACAAAAAUAAACAGAUACUUGAUAAAACACCAAGAGGUCGACCUAAAAAAUCUUUAUUAAACACUGAACAACUCAAUAAAUCUAAUGAAAUCGAAGGAAAACUUGAUAUAUCAGAAAGACAAGUACUGGAAGUCAAUGUUCAGAUACACAAUCAAGAAGUAGAUAACAAUGUAACACUAGACAACCAUGAUCAAGAUAAAAGUAUGGAUUCAAAUGAUAAGUCAAUGUUAACGUAUGAUACUAAGAAACCACGGGGGCCUAAAUGUAGAAACGUAUUGCUUAAUUUUAAUCAACAUAGUAAGGCCGAAAUACUUCAUAACAGUAAAAAAGACACCCUACAAUUAGACAUUGAUGCAAUCAGUCCUUUUGUUGAAAAAGAUGAAUCAGAUGAUCAAAAGUUAGAUACUGUGAAUGAAAAUAAUCACUUAACGGUUAUUAAAAUGUUCAGAGAUAGGCAGAAAAAAUCAACAAGUAUUUCCGAGCAACAAAAUCAGUCCAAUCUAUCUGGCGUCAAUGUAGAACCAAUAAUUAAGAAGUUAAGAGGUAGACCUAGAAAAGCUGAUGCAAACUCUGAACAGCUGAAUAAAAGUAAUAUAGCAAAAGAAGUAUCAUUUUCAAGUAAUACCAAAAAUUUAAUUCCAUGUAACACAAUCAAUAACGAGGAAAACAAAGAGCAGCACGAACGCAAUGAAGGUAAAGCAAGUCGAGUUUUGGAUAGAGAAAACUUUAGUCAACAUGAAAUAAUGCAGGGUUUACGGGUGGAUAUGGAUGAUAAAGGAAAAGAAAAUUUACAUUUGGACGUUAUCACUAAUGUAACUUGCAGUCAUAAGAGUAAUUUAGAUGCUAGAAAGUCAAUUAUUGUAAACGAUAACAAGCUAUCAAUUGUGUCUCAAAAACCAAGAGGUAGACCGAAAAAGUCAUCAACUAACCUUGAGAAACAAAGUCAGCUCGAUGUAUCUGGCGUGAAUGUGGAACAAACCAUUGUCAAGAAGUCGAGAGGUAGGCCUAGGAAAUUUUCAUCACUCUUUAAACAGCAAAACGAUAUCAAUAUAUCACAAAAAACCGACAUUUCAAACACGACUAAAAUUUCAAAUCUUUAUGAGCCAAUCAAUAAUAUAGACAGAAACGAGCAAUACGAAGCUGAAGGAAAUAAAGAUUUGAGCAGAAAUAACUUUAGUAAAGAUGAAACACUACAAGUUUCAAGUAUAGAUAUUGAAAAUACAGAAUCAGAAAACCCCUACUCAAAUAAUAUAAUAAAUCCAACUUUCAGUGAUAAGAAUAAAUCAGAGGCUGAAAAAUCAAUUACUUUGAAUAGCAACGAAACGUUGUUGGUUACUCCCAAACCAAGGGGUAGACCGAAAAAGUCAUUAACUACCUGCAAUCAACAAAAUCAGUCCGAUGCAUCUGAGAUUCAGGUAAAACCAACUAUUGUUAAGAAGUCGAGAGGUAGGCCGAAAAAAUCUUUAUCCAUGUUCGAAAUACAAAACAAUUUCAAUACAUCAGAAGAAACCGAAAUUUUUAAUCUUCGUAAGUCAGUCAACAAAGAAGAAAAUAAAGAGCAACACAUAUCUGAAGGAAAUCAAAAUUUGGACCGAGAUAAUUUUAGUAAUGAAACACUCCUAGUUUCAAAUAUGAAUAUGGAGGAUAGAGAACUAGAAAAUCGUUAUUCAAAUUAUAUCGCAAGUUCCACAUUCAAUGAUGAGGAUAAAUCAAAAGCCGAAAAAUCAUUUUCUGUGAAUAGUAUCAAACCGUUGCUAGUUACUCCAAAAUCAAGAGGCAGACCGAAAAAGUCAUUAACUAUCUAUCAUCAACAAAGUCAGUUCGAUGCAUCUAACGCUCACGUAGAACCAACGAUUGUCAAGAAGUCGAGAGGUAGACCAAAAAAAUCUUUAUCGAUGUUUGAACGACCAAACGAUUUUAUAGCAUUACAAGAAACUAGAAUUUCAAAUCUUCCUAAAUCAAUCAAUAGAGAAGAAAUUAAAGAGCAACACGAAUCUGAAGGAAGUCAAGAUUUAGACCGAGAUCAUUUCAGUAAUGAAACACUACCAGUUUCAAGUAUGAAUAUGGAGGAUGGGGAACCAGAAACUCUUCAUUCAAAUUAUAUUGGAAUCCCAACUUCUAAUGAUAAGAAUAAAUUGGAGACUGAAAAAUUAAUUAUUGUUAAUAGUAACGCACCGUUGCUAGUUACUUCAAAACCAAGGGGUAGACCGAAAAAGUCAUUAAUUAGUUGUAAUCAACAAAGUCAGUCCGACGUAUCUGACACUCCCGUAGAACCAACUAUUGUCAAGAAGUCAAGAGGUAGACCGAAAAAAUCUUUAUCGCUCUUAAAAAAGCAUAAUAAUUUCAAUAUAACACAAAACAAUUUUAAUACAUCAAAAAAAUCCAAAAAUUCAUACACGGCCAAAAUUUCAAAUCUUCGUGAAUCAGUUAACAAAGAAGAAAGUAAAGAGCAACACGAAUCUGAAGAAAGUCAAGAUUUGGACCAAGAUAAUUUUAGUAAUGAAACACUACCAGUUUCAAACAUGAAUAUGGAGGAUGGAGAACCAGAAAAUCCUUAUUCAAAUGAUAUCCCAAGUUUAAGUUUCAGUGAUGAGAAUAAAUCAGAGACUGAAAAAUCAAUUACUGCGAAUAGUAACACACCAUUGCUAGUUACUUCAAAACCAAAGGGUAGACCGAAAAAGUCAUUAAUUAACUGCAAUCAACAAAGUCAGUCCGAUGCAUCUGACGCUCCCGUAGAACCAACUAUUGUCAAGAAGUCAAGAGGUAGACCUAGAAAAAUUUUAUCGCUUUUAAAAAAACAUAAUAAUUUCAAUAUAACACAAGAAACCGAUAUGACUGAAAUUUCAAAUCUUCAUGAGAUAAUCAAUAAUGUAGACAGCAAUGAGCAUUACGAAGCUGAAGGAAAUCAAAAUCUGAACAGACAAAACCUCGAAUUAAGUCAACAUUCAAGCGUAAUUAUGAAUGAGAAUUUGCAAUCGGACAUCAUCACAAGCUCAACUUCCAAAGAUAAGAAUAAUUCAGAUAACAAAACGUUGAAUGUUGUUUAUGAAAACGAGCAGGGAAUGUUUAUUAAAAAGCCAUUAGGUAGACCCAUAGAACCAUUGAGUAACAUCGAGAAACAAAAGGAACCUACGCUAUCUGAUGCAGACACACGAGUUGUUAAAAAAUUGGGAGAUAGGCCCAAGAUAUCUUUAUCAAAACUUGAACAAUCAAACGUACUGACGAAUUUAGAAUUAGGUGAAAAGAAUGAUAUCAAGAAAGAUCAAGCUCAAUGCUUAUAUAGAGCAAUUGAUAAAGAACAACAACCCCUAGACUGGAAAGUUGACAGUCAUGGUGAUGAAAUCCAAAGCUUGACUACAAGUUCGUGUACCGAAGCUGAUGAAAAUUCGAUCUUAGAAACUGAAAUAAACACACCCUUUAAUCAAAAUUCUAUAGAGGAUAAGCUCGAAAUCGCCCAUCAAAGCAAGCAAGUAAUAGUAAUUAAAAAAGCAAGAGGCAGACCAAAAAAAGAGAAAUCCCAAGAAGCCAUCAUAAAAAAGAUAAGAGGUCGACCAAAAAAGGAAAAUCAUGAACAACAAAAUGAAAGUAAUGUCUCACAAAAUAAAGAAUACCAAACAGUAAUAAAAUUAUCAAGUUAUUGUGCCGAUAACAAUGAUAAAAAAAAUGGACGUCAAGGUUUAGACGGAAAUGCUAUAGAAGAGGAAAAUAAAGUUUUAGAUAACGAAAACAGCAUUCGUGAAGAAUCAAGUCAGGUAACAAUAUCUAACGAUGAAAACAGAUGCUCACUGGAUGAAUUUGAGGAAGAUAAAAUUGAUAGUCAAAAACAAACAAACGAUUUCCUUUUAAAUGGUAGUGUGAGUGAUAAAAUGGAAAAAAUUUCAACUCAAAGUAUAGAAAAUGAUAAAGACCAGUCAAAACAACAGAACUAUAAUGAAGUUUUUAACGAAGGAGAAAAUACCGUUAUACCAAAAGACUCUGACAAAGAAGUAGAAGAAAAAGAUAGUCAAGAUGUGAAAUCACAUGACGACGAAAAUAAAGAAAAUAAGGAAAAAUUUUCCGAGAAAGAUGAUGCAAAGAUAGAAAAUAUCACUCCAGUAGCAGAAGAACAAGAUUUAGAAAAAUUAAAUAAAAUAAACGAUGAAGCUGUGCAGAAUAGUACACCAGGCAGAAAGUACAAGAAGUUCGAUAAAAUAAACACGCAAGUAAUCGUGGAGAGCAGCAAAAGAAAAAGAAAACCUAAAGUAUUGCUUUAUGAAAACGAGGACUUAGAAAUUUCACCGGUAAGAAAGAAAAAGAAAGAACUAAAUAAAUCAUCGCAUAAAAAUAAAUGUGAAACGAUUGAUAAUACGUUCAUGAAGAAAACUCAAGUUUAUAGUUCCACCCACGUUAACAAAUGUGCAAUGAAUACAAAACAAAAUAUAGAAAGUACUGAAAUAAUGAUGGAGAAAGUAAAUAUAAAACAUCAAUUAAAAGAAAAUAAAUCGACAAGUCUCGAUAAUGUGGAACUUGAUCAGAAUACGAGUUUUCUAAAUGUAAACCCAAAUUCAAUGGACAUCGAAAUGAAUUACGAAAGUAACUUUUUAUUUACGGAUUCAUCGCCAAAAGAUGAAGAUACGAAAGAAAUGAAAAGAAAUCGACGACCCAAAACCUUAUUGUAUGAAAAUGAAGAUUUGAAGAUCGUAUCAAAAGUUAUCAAAAAGAAAAGGGUUGAAUUUUUGUUGCCUGAAAGCAAAGACUCGAUAGAUUCAUGUAAUUUUGAAGAAGACGACAGAGUAACAGAAGACAAUAACUCGGAAGUUGUCGCUAAUGAAUGUGAAUUAACAAUGAGUGUUAAGAAACGCGAAUUACUUAGAAAGUCUAAAGCUUGGACGUAUGAUAAUAAGAGAUUAAGAUUUAUGCCCCUGAAGGAGAAAGAUAUCAAGUUUAAAAUUGAAAAGAAGGAUUUGAUGAUCAUGAAGAAGUUUGAAAUCAAACUGGAGCCUAUUGUUGUUCUUGAAAGAAACAUAGACUGGAGUAUUAUCAAGAAAUACAGUCCAGAUAAUAACUUACGCAUAACACAUGAACAAGAAAGAAUCCAUGUAAAAAGGCCAAAAUCGACAUUAGGCGUUAAGAGACCAAGAGGUAGACCCAAGCUAUUGAAUGGGCCUACAGCUCCCAAAACUGGAUGUAAAAGAACCAAAGUUUUAAGUUCCAAAUGCAAAAACAUAAAGUCGAAUAAAGAAAAGAAACGUCCUGGACGGCCUAGCAAAGACUACAGCCACAUAAUACCAUUACCAGGCAAACAAAACACUUUUCAGUGUACGAUUUGCCUACGAUCAUUUAAGCAUUAUGUGAACAAAACUCCGCACUUGGCUUGCGUUAAAUCAACGUUAAAAUCGUACAAGUGUGAGUUUUGCUCGAGAAAGUUCUAUCACAAAACUCACCUAGACUACCAUGAGAGGUCGCAUAAAGGUGAGAAACCUUUUUGCUGUGAGCUCUGUGGCAAAAAAUUCUUGAUAAAGGGCAAACUUAACCGGCACUUACUCAUCCACAAAUAUACGCAAGAUUUGGAAUGCAAUGAAUGCGGCAAGAAAUUCGUCUCGAAGGAAUAUCUUAAAAGCCACUUGCUAAGUCACGUGGAAAGUUCAUUUGUAUUCAGGUGUAAUCAGUGCCCGAAAUCCUUUACAAUGGACGCGAACAGGCGACGACACGAACUUUCACACUCGCCUGUUGCACUAUUCAAAUGUCUACACUGCCCAAAAAGCUUCAAAACCAAAUAUGAGGUGGCCAAACACAUUAAGAUACACCAAAAAAUACGGCCUUUCGCAUGCGACCAGUGCGGCAAAGCUUUCCUUACUAAAUUCGAAGUGAAGCGCCAUUCCGUCACUCACUCUGGAGAAAAGAAAUAUACUUGCUGUUACUGCCAGCAGCAAUUUGGACGAAUUGAUAACUACACUCGUCACAUGCUGCAUCACCACCCGAUUAAGCCACACGAGCACAUGGUACCUGAACGCAGCAAUAGUGGUACACCGAAAAAUAACGAAAUUACGCCCAGUAAAGAAGAAAAAAUAGAGAAGACAAAAGAUAACUUGGCAGUGAAACCAAAGAAAAUUUCUAGAACUCCAUCGAAUCCUGUGCCGAUGCCUAUCAACUUUAUCCAGCGAUUAACUCCGCCAUCGGUACCAAAUCCACACUCUAUGUCGCAGAACUAUGAACUCGCUUCGGUGAUUCACGAGACAUUGCCUGACUUGAACAACGCGGUGCCUGUCAUUAAUGCUCCAAUAAAUACGCAUCCGCCUUUGAGCUUGACAGAUCCCAUUCCAUUGGAACAAGCCUUUGUAUUGAAUAGACAAAUCGAAGAGAAAAUCUACUCACAGAGUUCGUUUUGUGAAUUUCCUGGAUUGACUCGCAGGAUCACAGUAGCUAAUCAUAAACAGAGUUUUACUUCUGUAAGGAGAAAUAGCUCUGAGAGUAACUCAAAUUCUAAUGAUGGUACAAGUUUCCUAACUAUAAACCAAGAACAGAAUACUGAACAGCAGGAUGAUAAUGAGAUAACCUCCGCAACAAAAGACAUUCACGUGCAUUGGAGACGAAGAACUGCAGAAACAUUAAAGUCUAAAAUAGAUCAAAAUAAGUAGUUUUCACUUAUAUUUCUA
Phymastichus coffea is the source of this 9819-nucleotide messenger RNA. RefSeq lists its product as uncharacterized. Gene Ontology annotation, cellular component: nucleus. Gene Ontology annotation, molecular function: RNA polymerase II cis-regulatory region sequence-specific DNA binding; DNA-binding transcription factor activity, RNA polymerase II-specific. The record is from RefSeq and is a predicted model, not a curated record. The transcript has 9 exons. Gene Ontology annotation, biological process: regulation of transcription by RNA polymerase II; central nervous system development. Lineage: Eukaryota; Metazoa; Arthropoda; Insecta; Hymenoptera; Eulophidae. The coding region runs from base 1 to 9801 and encodes 3266 amino acids.